AGUAAUUUAAAACCUUGCAGUCACCCCUUCAUUCAUUCAUCUUCUCUCAUGGUCUCCACAUUUUCUUACCCGUGAAGAAGAGGGUAGCUAAACAGCCAUCUUCUUCAAUCUCCCACAUCCUAUAUAACAAUAACAACAAAUCUUUCACCAAUCAGAUCUAAAAUUCUCAAUCUUUAUAUCUUAAUUGGAGUUUCGAUUGAUUGAAUCUUGAUCUGUGGAAGAUCCGAUGGUUUUUUGAUUGAAUCUGAGGAUACCCAUUUUGUAUUAGUUUGUGGAUGGAAGCUACCGGUUUAUACUUUGUAAGGUGCUCGAUGAAAUGUCUGUGUGAAAAUCAGCAGCGAUGGCCAGAUCCAACGCAGGAGAUGGAGUCGGAGUGGCAGCAGAAGAGCUGAAAGGACGUUGUUGUUUAUUUUCUUUGUAAAGAUCAACAUCUUGAACCUGCACACUUCAUCGAAGUCGCUCUCGCAUCAUCAGAAGGUCUUUUUUAAGAGAUUUGAAAGAACCGGUUAAGAAGGUGAAGUGGUUUACAACGUGUUUAAGUGAAUGGCAAAUUGCCAAGGCUUAAGCAGAACAGCUCUUGAAGAUGCAUUAUUAGUUUCAGAGAAAAACGUGUCUCAAUUAUCUGAAGAAAAGAGGGAACUAGAAGUUUCAAAGAUUCAGGCAGAACAAGAAAUGGAAAUCUUAAAAGAUGAAAGUGGUAGAUUGAAUAUUAAAUUGAUGGAAACCUUAAAAACCUUGAAAUUAUUGGAAGAUAAAGUUGCAGAUUCAGAGAAAACCAUCAGUUUACUAACCGAAGAGAAGAGUGAAAUAGAGGUGGCCAAGUGUCGCGUGGAAGAGGAAUUACAUAAAGCAAUGGAGGAAGUUACUUCUCAAACAAGCAAGUUUCAGGAAGCAUUGGCACUUGCAGAGAACAACAUGUUUAUGAUCAUGAGUGAAAAAGAAGAGGCCCAGAUGGAGGUAAAGAAAGUUAAAGAGGAAGUUUCUUCUCAUGCAAGUAAUCUUGAUGAAGCUAAAAAGACGAUAAAGUCUCUUGAAGAUGCAAUUUUACAGUUAAAUACAAAUGUUUCUCGGUUUUCUCAAGAAAACGAGAAGGCAGAAGACAGUAGAACUGUAUUAGUGAGUGAGAUAAAGAAGCUUAAAGAAGAAGCUGAACAGGAGAUUUCAACCCUGAAAACUGAGCUCGAUACAUGUAGGCAAGAGUUGGCAGCUAAGAAUGGUAAAAUGGCCCCACAGCUCGAGGGUUUCUUUGGCAAUCUUCAAGUGUUCUUGAAAGAUCAAUCUUUGUUGUUUUUGUUCAAGCAAAGCUUUGAGAGAAAAAUCGAAAGUUUGAGAGAAAUAGACCAUCUUCUAAAAGAUAUGAAGGAUAAUAUUGAUUCAGAACAUCUGCAAGAUCAUCGUGAUAUUGAGUUACAUAUUCAACCUUGCUACUCUACUAACAUGUCCAGCUCUCUUAAUAUGAAUACAUCGGGAAGUGGUGCUGGCUGCCAGAUGGCCCUUGUUGACCUUCGUGAAGGGAGUACCGGCCCCAUCACGGUUAUGGUUUGCCGAAAGUGGGAUGUCACAAGUGUCAAUGGACGCUACAUGAGCACCGAUUAUGUCGUCAGUGAUAAAAAGGGAGGUGUGAUGCAUUGUACCGCAAGAAAUAACAUUGCGCACUACUUCUUUGACAAACUCAAAGAGGGCGGGAUAUAUUUACUCAAGGGUUUUACGAUACAGAACACCGAUCAAUACCGGAUUCUAAAAGACAGCCCCUUUGUUAUUGGGUUAAAUGGUUCCACGAUUGUGAAGAAGGUUGACGAUGCCAGUGGUUCCUUUACGCGCUACCCGUUCUUACUUACGGCGUUUGAGGACCUCCAACCAACUGAGGGCAAGUUUUUUGUAGAUGUUGUAGGAUAUGUUACUCAGGUGGGGCCGCAGUCUGUGAAAGCAUCGGGUGCUCGCACGGUCGAGUUCAACCUAACAAAUGAACGCAAGCGCGGAGUUAGAGUGACGUUGUGGGGUUAGCUGGGUGAUGCUAUGCUCAAGAAGAAAGAACAAAACCCCGAUGUCUAUUCUAUAAUCUUGACUUCCAUGAGCGCAAAGUUUCACUUAGGCGCUCUUGGUUUGUCUAGCUCAUCGUCAACUAUGAUCAUUGAUUCGCCCGAGGUACCCGCCCUCCAAACUUUCAAGACAUCCAUUAGCUGUGUUGCCGUUGGAGAUACUAGCGAUCCAAUCACGGAGGAUGUGGUCUGUGUUGGUACGCUACAAGAGCUUGUGGACAGGGUCCGUGCCGACAAAUCCAAAAAGAAGGUAUGUAUGCCAACUGGCUGUUGCCAUUCGUCUCCACCCUUAUACCUACAUGUGAGAGUUUGAACAUGGUGUGGGUGUGGCCAUGCUGUACCUGGGUCGAACCCAUCUAAUCCGGUCAUGUACUGUAACGCCCUGCUUUUUCAUACCUUCCAUAAUUAGAAAGCUCGCUUUGUAAUGCUAUUUUUGGAAAUCUUGUAUUAUUGUAGGCGUCUUAUCAUUGUAAAA
Molecule: messenger RNA, 2514 nt
Organism: Helianthus annuus (common sunflower)
Lineage: Eukaryota; Viridiplantae; Streptophyta; Magnoliopsida; Asterales; Asteraceae
Product: cingulin-like
Exons: 10
Coding region: 544-2004 (486 amino acids)
Source: RefSeq, a predicted model, not a curated record